This is a messenger RNA of Guillardia theta CCMP2712, 2691 nucleotides long. RefSeq lists its product as hypothetical. Gene Ontology annotation, cellular component: intracellular anatomical structure; spliceosomal complex. The annotation marks the transcript as partial. The record is from RefSeq and is a predicted model, not a curated record. NCBI's taxonomy places the organism in Eukaryota, Cryptophyceae, Pyrenomonadales, Geminigeraceae. The transcript is spliced from 15 exons. Gene Ontology annotation, biological process: mRNA splicing, via spliceosome. Gene Ontology annotation, molecular function: RNA binding; ATP binding.
GAGCAAGCGCUAGAUCGUGAUUGGUACGACAAUGAUGAAGGCGGGACGUUUCUUGAUGAAACUGGUGCAUACGAUCCUUUCUCGAGCCUUGGUGGAUCCGAGGCAUCGGAUAAACCAAAGAAGAGGAUCUCUGCCAGACAACAAGCGUGGGAUACAGACGACAAUAAAUGGAUAGAAAAUCAGCUUCUGAAUUCUGGUGUUGUCACAGCCAACGCUAGAGAGAAAGACGAAGAAGAAACUGCUGGCAAAGUUCAUCUGAUGGUGAGAGAUAUAAGGCCUCCUUUUCUUGAUGGCCGCGAAGUACACACGAAGAAACAGGAUGCCGUCGCGACUGUUCGUGACCCAACCUCUGAUCUUGCACAAAUAGCGAGGAAAGGAUGCCAAUCUAUUCGAACCUAUCGUGAGAAACGGGACUUGAACAAAUGUCGUGAACGCUUCUGGGAAGUCGAAGGCUCAAAGAUGGGAAAUUUGAUGGGCCUGAAGGAAAAACCGAAAGAUGACAAAGAAGAUGUACAGCAAUUGAAUGAAGAUGGAGAAGUCAACUACAAAGCUACAGCGCAGUUCAAGGAUCACAUGUCAGAGAAGGCAAGUCUAAAUAUUUCUUAUGAUUUUGCAAAAACUAAAACCAUAAAGCAGCAGCGAGAAAGUCUCCCCAUUUUCACUGUCCGUCACGAGCUUUUGAGGAUAAUUCGUGACAAUCAAAUCAUUGUCGUGGUCGGAGAAACAGGAAGCGGCAAGACAACACAAAUGGCACAAUAUUUACACGAGGACGGUUAUUCAAGUUACGGAAAGAUAGGUUGCACACAGCCUCGUCGCGUGGCUGCGAUGUCAGUUGCAAAGAGGGUGAGUGAAGAAGUUGGCUGUGAUCUUGGAGCUACAGUCGGUUAUGCGAUUCGUUUUGAAGAUUGUACCAGUGAAUCUACUCUGUUGAAGUUCAUGACUGACGGAAUACUUCUUCGCGAGACUCUGAACGAGAAGGAUUUGGACCAAUACUCCUGUAUCAUCAUGGACGAGGCUCAUGAGCGUUCUCUCAACACUGAUGUUCUUUUUGGUAUUUUGAGACAAGUGGUGUCUAGGCGUGUCGAUCUCAAGCUAAUAGUGACCUCUGCGACCAUGGAUGCCGACAAGUUCUCAGACUUUUUUGGUGGAGUUCCGGUGUUCCACAUUCCAGGCAGGACAUUCCCCGUUGAGAUCUUGCAUAGCAAAUCGCCCGUGGAAGAUUAUGUUGAAGCAGCCGUCAAGCAGGUCAUGCAAAUCCACGUGAGUUACGCGAAAGGAGACAUCCUUGUGUUUAUGACCGGACAAGAGGAUAUUGAUGCACGCGUGACCUCAUCUUUGCAGGAGCGACUUGACGAACUUAAGGCGGAUGGCGCGACUGUUGCUGAGCUUGACAUCAUGCCCAUCCACAGUAUGUUGCCGUCAGAGCUUCAGGCCAAAAUUUUCAAAGCCGUCAGCGGCGAUACACGAAAGCUGGUCGUUGCGACAAAUAUUGCGGAGACUUCACUUACUAUCGACGGGAUCAAAUAUGUCAUUGAUUGUGGCUUCUACAAACUCAAAGUCUACAACCCGCGAAUGGGAAUGGAUUCUCUUCAAGUCACCCCCGAAAGUCAAGCGAAUGCGCGACAGCGAUCGGGACGAGCUGGAAGGACUGGCCCGGGCAUCUGUUGGAGGCUCUUCACAGAGACUGCCUUUGACUUUGAAAUGCUUCAUAACACCAUCCCCGAGAUUCAACGGACAAAUCUUGGAAAUGUCAUUCUCCUCCUAAAGUCUCUUGGAGUCAACAAUCUUCUGGAUUUCGACUUUAUGGAUCCUCCACCGGAAGAGAACAUGUUGAAUUCGAUGUAUCAGUUAUGGAUUCUUGGUGCGCUUGGGAACACAGGAGAGAUCACUGCGUUGGGGAAGAAGAUGGUUGAGUUCCCACUUGAUCCUCCGCUGUCAAAGAUGCUCAUCCAGGCAGAGGAGCUGCGUUGCAAUCAGGAAGUCCUGACGAUCGUGGCGUGUCUCUCUGUGGGUGGGUUGAGCCACAUCUUCUAUCGCCCCAAAGAUCGUGCGGAGGAGAGCGACGCAGCGCGCGAGAAGUUUGCGGUGCCGGAGAGCGAUCACCUGACGAUGCUGCACGUCUUCCAGCAGUGGAAGGCGAAUGACUAUAGGGCAGACUGGUGCUCUUCCCACUUCCUGCAGGUCAAGUCGUUGAAGAAAGUGAGAGAGGUCAGGUCUCAACUGCAAGACAUCUGCGCCACUCAGAGCAUGUCGCUCUUCUCAUGCGCGCAUGACUGGGACAAAGUGCGCCAAGCUGUUUGCUCCGCCUACUUCAUCAACGCUGCAAGAAUGAAGGGAGUUGGAGAGUAUGAAAACUUGAGGACAGCAAUGAAAUGUUAUCUCCACCCGACUUCAUCCUUGUAUGGAAUCGGCUUCACGCCCGACUACGUGGUCUACCAUGAGCUUGUCCUGACCACCAAGGAAUACAUGCAGUGUGUUUCCGUGGUGGAUCCCUACUGGCUUGCGGAGCAGGGCCCCAUGUUCUUCCAGGUUAAGGAGAAUUCGUUCCAAGGAAGGAUGGCACAGAAGCGACGAAGUACGAGGAGAGAGAGGGUGAGAGAGGGUUAUGAAGAGAGAGAGAGAGAGAGAGAGAGAGAGAGAGAGAGAGAGAGAGAGAGAGAGAGAGCAAGAGAGAGAGAGAUGCGCAUGCAG